UAUAAUAUUAAUUGGUCCCAUUUGUUCAAUGAAUCAUUGGAGCCAAUAUAUACGAUUGGUAAUACGGAUGUUCGAAAUGUUCGGCAAUCAAAAGAUGAGCAAAGCCUAUUUAAAUCAACAUUUACCAAUACAACUCAACGUGAACAGGAAUAUUCAUUUAAAACAGAACGUUCAACACGUAGUGCUGCAACGGUAAUAGUCGAGAAAGGUGUAUCUCGUGGAAUUGAAAUGGCAUUGAAAUUAAAAACUCCAGGUGAAGUAGUGGAAGCUAAUGCUGGAUUUAAUACCGAAUUAAUGGUGAUGAAUAUUGGCGAAAAUACAAUUGAGGAGGAGCUUGUAUGGGGUGUGGAUAGCACCGUUCGGGUACCACCACUUUCGGAAACUGUUGCAGAAUUGAUCAUUUUAGAAGAUCAUCAAACUAGGCUUGUUGUUUCAUACACAACGAAAGGGAUAUGCAAAUUUAAGUAUGGUGUGGAGCAAAAGGUUAAAAUAACGGAACACUCCGUACGCAAAUACUGA
Molecule: messenger RNA, 519 nt
Organism: Acanthocheilonema viteae
Lineage: Eukaryota; Metazoa; Nematoda; Chromadorea; Rhabditida; Onchocercidae
Source: the annotation of a GenBank genome assembly